CCUCCAAUGUCAGCUAAUACUGUUCUAAAACGUGUUGCUGCUGCUUUUGACUCCUCUCUCUUUCUAAGACCUCUUUGCAAGCUCUACAAGACUAAUAUGGCGUCCACUAGAGUGGUAGACAUGAGAAGUGACACUGUUACGACUCCCACCGAGCCCAUGAGAGCAGCAAUGGCUGGAGCAGCAGUCGGUGAUGACGUUUAUGGUGAAGACCCAACAGCUAUUGCUUUGCAAGGAAAAAUGGCUAGUCUUUUAGGCAAAGAGGCCGGCCUGUUCUUGCCUACGGGGACAAUGUCUAAUCUGGCAGCUCUGAUGUGUCAUGCUAACGGUAGAGGAGAGGAAGUUAUAUUAGGCGAUCGCUCUCAUAUAUCAAUAUGGGAACAAGGAGCCAUUGCUAGUUUAGGUGGGAUCUUCCCUCGACAAGUGAGGAACAAUCCGGAUGGGACGCUCGACCUAGACGAACUCGUUUCUAAAAUUCACCCCGGGGGGCACGACGGCCACUACUGCCUCACGAAAGCGAUAGUCAUCGAGAAUACUCAAAAUUUCUGUGGCGGGGCCCCGAUCAGCCCGGAAUACAUGGACAAGGUAGCGUCCAUUGCUAGGAAGCACUCUCUUAAGAUACACGUUGAUGGAGCAAGACUAUUCAAUGCUGCGACUGCUCUAGAUGUAGAGGCAAAGGAGCUGGUGAAACAUGCUGAUACUGUUAGCGUUUGUUUAUCUAAAGGACUUGGAGCUCCAGUGGGUAGUGUCCUCGUUGGAUCGAAAGAAACUAUUGAUCGAUGUCACAGGAUACGCAAAGCCCUUGGGGGAGGGAUGAGACAGAUUGGGGUACUUGCUGCUCCUGGGCUCGUUGCGUUGGAGACGAUCCUCCCUCUUUUGAAAACGGAUCACGAGAAUGCAAAGCUGUUUGCUCAAGGUGUUGCUGGUUUCGGGGAGUUUGGGGUCACGGUUGAUGUGGAAAGAGUUCGUUCUAACAUGGUUCUCUUUUCUAUCGAGCGUGAUGACCUCAGAGCUGAGAGGUUCUGUGAGUUCAUGGAAGAGGAAGGAAGUUCGGAUAGUCCUCCAUUUUUAAAGGCGAGAUUGCUAGCACAAGGGACAGAUGGUAAAGUAGUGAGGGCUGUGUUCCAUCAUCAGGUGAGCAGAGAAGACACUGAAGAUGUAUUGAAGAAAAUGAGAAACAUCCUUAGCAAGAAAUAUUAAUUUUUUUGAUUAUUAUUAAUAUUUAU
Messenger RNA from Amphimedon queenslandica, 1223 nucleotides. Its product is annotated as probable low-specificity L-threonine aldolase 2. Gene Ontology annotation, molecular function: L-allo-threonine aldolase activity. Gene Ontology annotation, cellular component: cytosol. Lineage: Eukaryota; Metazoa; Porifera; Demospongiae; Haplosclerida; Niphatidae. The record is from RefSeq and is a predicted model, not a curated record. The transcript has a single exon. The coding region runs from base 7 to 1197 and encodes 396 amino acids. Gene Ontology annotation, biological process: L-threonine catabolic process; glycine biosynthetic process.